Acanthochromis polyacanthus (spiny chromis) is the source of this 5845-nucleotide messenger RNA. RefSeq names its product pleckstrin homology domain containing, family A (phosphoinositide binding specific) member 3 (gene plekha3). Gene Ontology annotation, biological process: endosome organization; retrograde transport, endosome to Golgi; receptor recycling. NCBI's taxonomy places the organism in Eukaryota, Metazoa, Chordata, Actinopteri, Pomacentridae. The transcript has 8 exons. The record is from RefSeq and is a predicted model, not a curated record. Gene Ontology annotation, cellular component: trans-Golgi network; early endosome; recycling endosome. The coding region runs from base 318 to 1094 and encodes 258 amino acids.
CCUUCGCUAAAUGUCCCCUGCGGGCCUCCGUAGAGCCGCUGCUGUUUUGUUGAUGUUCUCCAUCACCUGACUGACCAGAAGUUCAGCCUCCGAGUUCAGCUUUAGAUCACAAACAAACCGUCAGUAUGACUUCAACCCGUCGAGGCUGCAGCUUGGCUCCAGUCACCUGCAGGCAGUUUUCUUAUUUUUAGUCCCGCGUCCCUCCAGAGACGGGCCGAGGGCAGCUAAAGCUACGUUUGUUAGCCAGCUAGCUCCAGUUAGCAUCCAGAGCUACGGCUACAAGCUAAUAGGUUAGCUGUGUUCGCCGACGUGAAGCCAUGGAGGGGAUUCUGUACAAAUGGACGAACUACAUGACAGGCUGGCAGCCUCGCUGGUUCGUCUUGGAGAACGGAGUCAUUUCUUACUACGACAGCGAGGAUGAUGUCGGCAAAGGAAGCAAAGGAUCCAUCAAGAUGUCCGUGUGCGACAUUAAAGUUCAUCCGACAGAUCCGACCCGUCUGGAGCUGAUAAUUCCCGGUGAGCAGCAUUUCUACCUGCGAGCCGUGAACGCUGCAGAGAGGCAGAGGUGGCUGGUGGCCUUAGGGUCGUCUAAAGCCGGAACUCUGGACAGCCACAAACACAAAGGUCCAGACUGUCUGAAGACCAAGAUGUCAGAACUCCGUCUUUACUGCGACCUCCUCGUCCAGCAGGUCCAGGCCAUCCAAUCACAGCACAGCGCCGACACAGAGGCCACGCCCACCUCAGAGGCGUCGCUGCUCAGUGCGACGUGUACGACCUUCAUCAGGACUCUGGAGGAGUGCAUGACGCUGGCCAACCAGAGUUUAACCCCCGACCUCCGACCUCCUGAACGGAUAAAAAGGUCGAUCAGUCACCCUGGAACCUACAGCUUCGACAGGUCGGGCGUCCUGAAGGAGUACGUUGGUGGAGGCCAGAAGUCGACUCAACGCAGAAACCGAACGUGGUCAGACAGCUCAGUGUACGACACCGAACGUUUGCUGCCGAGCCUCAACGGCGACUCGUCCUCCAUCCCCGAGGAGAGAGGAAGCAGCCUGAAGACAACGCCCACCGACACUGACACCGACCUGUCCAUCUGAGGUCCAUCUGAGGUCCACCUGAGGUCUGUCUGAACAGAAACCUGCUGAAGAAAACACCACCAGAUCAGUCGACCUCCUGAGAAACGUCCUUCUCCUUUUUCUCAGCUGAUUGCCAAACACUGUGGAGUCAUCAAUUAUCGUUCCUUCUGGCUUUCUUUAGGUGUUUCAGUUCAAACUGUAGAGAGAAACAAAGAGACGUCAGGAGGUUCCUCUGCUGGACUUUAACAUAUUUGAUGCUUUAACCUGCUGGCAUCGGAGUACGAUGAACCGUCGUCUUCAUAUUCCAGCUGCUCACUGUGGACAGAAGCAGUGGAUAAAACCUGCAGCUGCUGUUGAAUGAUUGUACGACACUGCAGUGUGAACACAAUAAACUGUGACUUCCUGUUUUCUGGAGCUGCUUUAAACGGACACAGGAAUGUACAGAAGGUUCGUUAUCGUCUCGCGGCCAAAAAAUUAUCACGCAGCCAAAAGUUUUUGAAAUCCAGCAACUGUGACGUGAAAAAGCUUCUUUUUUCUGCCUUUUUCCACCUGAACCUUCUGCUCAUCCAGCAUUUUCUGUAUUAAUCUUCCAGUCGUGUUGAAAGCUAAAAGAGAAACUCCGUCCUUCUGGCUUCAAACCAGAUCUGAGGGUGAGACCAGGCUGAUGUAUUUUCAGGAUUCUGAGGCCAUUUUUCCCUAAAGUUUGCACAAAUUCUCCAUCUUUGAACUGCAGCAAGGUUUUGGUGUUUGUUCUUCACCUGCAAAGUCCGAUCAGAUGAACGGCGUGUCUAAUUACAGCUGCUGCCUUGUAAUGUUUGCGUUCCAGGACUGCUUCCUGCCUUCUGGUGGAAAUUACAGCCAAAAGACGCCUUUGUCAGCAGAAAACUGACCCGUCCAGAUGAAAACAGCACUUUUAGUUUGUUGUGAGAGUUUUAAAACGCUGUUAAAUCACGACUGAACAGAUUCUAGAAGGAGGGAGAAGAAACAAUGAAGAAACAGAAAAUUACACUUGUUUCUGUCUGUUUCUUUAAAACGAAUAAACUCAGCUGUGGAGUGUCAUCACAAGGUGGCGCUGUAGCCAGAAAAAACUAGUGUUGCCAACCAAUAAAAAUCCUUAAUAACGAAGAGGAAACUAACAAAACUUGAUAGAGAAAUUGAAAGAAGUUCUCGAAAAUUUUGUAUAUUUAGGAAAGUUGUAAUGUCACGUUUAAGUUGACUGGUUUGGCCAUUUUUCUGAAUGUUCAGAGACAAAAACAAUUAAUUAGUUCUUACGUCAGAACUUAAUAAAAGAUGUUUCCGUCUCCAAUUAACUAUUUUUCGAAAAAGUCAAAAAAGCACCUCAAGUAUAGGUAAAAACUUAGGUAUGGUUUUUUUUUGCGAAUUUUGUGAUUCCAAUUUUUUACUAAUGCCAUAAAUCAAACAUAAAUGCUACGAUAUCACAGCUAAUGAAACACAACUGAGUGUUUAAUUUUGCAGCUUUGCUGGUACAAGCAUUUCUAAUAAUAGGUUAAAGUUCAAAAACUUCCUCUCGCUUAAAGUGGUGUCAUCUGCAUAAAGUCGAAGAAACUGCAAAUCAGACUUGUUCCCAUCUGUCAGUAAACUUAGCUGCAUAGUGUCGUCAGAAGGUGGCGCUGUCGGCUACACAGCUAAACUAAACAAGGAGGAAGGAACGGGAAUAAAACUAGUGUUGCCAACCUUUGGAAGUCAUUAAAAACAAAGAGGAAACAAACCUAAACUUCAUAGAAAAAUUGAAGGAAGUUUUCAGGAAUUUCGUACAUUUAAGAAAGUUGAAACGUUGCGUUCAUGUCAGCUGGUUUUGGCCACUUUCCUGAAUGUUCAGAGACAAACAUCUAAUUAGUAACGUGAGUUAUAUGUUUCUUAUGUCAGAACUCAAUUGAAGAAGAUGUUUCCAUCUCCUAUUAACUCUUUUUUAAAAAGUGGAAAACCACCUCAAGUGUACGUACAAAAUUCUUGCAGAAUUCGAUACUUUUUUUCCCCCCAAAUUUUGUUGUUUCCAUUAAUUUUCACGAAUGCCAUACAUUAAAAACAAAUGCUACGUUUUCUAAGCUAGCGAUGACAGCAGCAUAACUGAGUGUUAAACUUGUUGUUAAAAGCAGUUUUAUUUCUAAUAUUCUGUGCCAAAGUCCAAAAACUUUCUCUCGCUUAAAGUGGUGUUAUCUGCAUAGAGUCGAAUUUGCCAAAUGACAUAUUACACGAGAGAAGCCACAAAAGACCAUUUUUCUAUCAAACUCUUAAACAGAUUAGUAGGUUAAUCUGAAUUAUUAAUAUUCCUCCAAAUGAAUUUUGUUCACUAAAAUAAAAACACUCCACAAGACAAAACAGGAUUCAUUUGGGAAUAAACUUGCGGUUGUUGUAAUGAUUUUACCGUCUAAGUUACGUAGAUAAUACACAUCCAGAUAAACAUGCCCAGGAAAUUUGUCUCUUUAUACUCUACAAAUUCACAUUUCUAGCUCAGUUUUCUCUGUGCAGAUGCAAAUUCUGGGCAGUUCAUGGAAAUUUAACAUCCCUCAGACCCUCAUAGACUCAGAAAUUUAAUGGAGGAAGAUUCAUUUUUGUGAUUUCAGUGAUUUUUUUUCCCCCCUACAAAUCCAAGUCAUCAGAUAUUUAAAACAGUUUCUGCUUGACCAUCUCUGAAUUGAUAAACUGGUUUGGGUAAAAUUUUAGAUUGAUUUAUGAAAUACAAAUUGCCUUCCAACCCACUUCCAACGCAUUUUUUACGCAUUGAAAAUUGAGGCUGUUUGAUCAACAACAAUAUUAUUACUACUAUUAUUAUUAUUAAACAUUAAAACCGGACAUUUUCACUGUUAUUAUCUUUGAUCCAAAUAUGAUCAAAUAUUCAUGUAAAAAAAGCUAAAAAAAAUCUCCAACAUUUUAGUUUUUUAGUUUUAUAAAAGCUCAGCAAAAAUAUCUUUUUUUCCAUUUUGUGAUUUCAUAUUAAUCAUAUUUGGUUAAAGGUUUGGUGUUAUUGAGGCAUUUAACUACAGGUGGUUCAGAAAAUAUCACUAGUCGACUUCUGUGUUAUCAAUAUUUUUAUUAAUCAACUCAAAGGUGGGACUUUUCAUGAUAGCUCACAGUUUUUCCCAUAUUUUUACUCCCCAAUAAUCAGAGAUUAUUUGAUCUACUUACAGAUUCUGAAUCAAUGAUAUGAUGAGAAAUAACAGAGAAAAUUUCAGGUUUUUAUCUUUAAUAGUUCCUCCGAUAGUUUUGCUCAAACAGAAUUAAAUUUAAAGCUUCACCAGUAAUUUUUACAUCCAAUUAUCUUCCAAAGUGUUUGAUAUAUGAAGCUAAAAUUUCACAGAUACCAUUUAAAAUAUUCACAGUUUAUGGCUACAUUUAAUUCAGUUUUCACCCUUGAAUGCAUCCCAGAAUAUUCAAUUAGGGCACUUUCUCUCCUUCUUAAACAUCAGCUUUGUCCAAAAUACACAUUUUAAGCUACAGUACGUUUGUAUUUAUUGCAGACAGAACCUUUCCAUGAACGUAGAGUUUGUAGAUGUUGUUUUUUGCACUUUAAACUUAGACAUGGAUUAUGUUGUUGAAGGUACUUUGUCGGACAGUGGUGAUGAUUGUGGAUUUUACAGAGCGUUGUGGAGCUGCAGCAGCCUUACAUGUACCACUACGUAAACGUAUAACGCCUUCUUUUAUCGUGUUACUUCUGCCAAAACGUGUUCUCGCUGUCGUCCACUUUCGUUUUCACCAAAUGCUGUGAAGAAAAGUUUCUCUGACGGCCUCCGAUGUUCAGAAACGAGACGCUUGUCGGCUUCACGUUCUGUCGCUGAGCUGUGAGUUUAUUUUCAGCUGCAUGACCGUUUAUAUUUUCUACGCUUUAGCCUCCGUCUUCCUGCUGCCAAUCGGAUUCAUUGAUCUGCGAAUUAACCAUAGAAUGAAUUUUGUUGCAGGAGUUUUUAAUGCAGCUAGAAAAGAUCACAGUACAUUGAUUUAUUCGGCUAAAUUUCACAUUUUUCUGCAACUUUUAGAGAAAAUCUACACUUUAUUUUGCAUUUGUGAAUGUUUUCUUUUUGACAUUUUAGCUCCUUUCAUUGUGAUUUUGACUCCACAGCGGCUUUAGAUUACUCUCUGACAAACUGACAUUUUGGGAAACGACUUUGUUUUGAAUUAGGUUAAAUUUCUCCAGUAAAUAAUCUGAAUAUUUAUGGUGCUGUUUAACCCUCUGAACCCCAAAACUGUCAGUGAUUUUGAAAGGCAGGUUGUCUUUAGAAAAAAAAAAAACAACCACCAAAACAACACCAUUUAUCAGAGCUAAAAACUAACUCAGCUGUGACAAACUGCAGGCAGUGUUUCAAUUUACAAUGAGCCCACAGUGAGCAAAAAACAUCCAGAAACUGCUUGAAGUUCAGAGGGUUACACAUACAGAAAAUAAAAUGUUAAUUAGUGAAUUUUAAAGCUGCUGUUUGCCUGGUUUUGGUACUUUAAAUUGAGCCAGGCUAGCAGUUUCCCUUUGCUUCUAGUGAUUAUGCUAAGCUAAGCUAAUCACCGCAGAGAAAGUAAAAAAGCUGCUUUCCCAGAAUGUCAAAGUGUCCUUUAAGGUUUCCUUUGCUCUGAUUUGUGUUUAGAGAAGCGAUGGAGGGAAAAUAACUGAAUUAAACUGCUGAUUUCUUCAUCGUAGGUGUUUUUUUUCAUUCUUUGUGGCCGAACCAGCAGAGAUUUUCAUGCCUUAAGUGUCUGUACGAAGUGACGUGUGGUUGUAUCAGAUCAGAUUUUCAUCGUCUAAAUAAAAAUAUAUUUGAAGUGAA